Phialemonium atrogriseum is the source of this 2983-nucleotide messenger RNA. Its product is annotated as hint-domain-containing protein. The transcript has 4 exons. Bases 359 to 2725 code for a protein of 788 amino acids. The record is from RefSeq and is a predicted model, not a curated record. NCBI's taxonomy places the organism in Eukaryota, Fungi, Ascomycota, Sordariomycetes, Cephalothecales, Cephalothecaceae.
UAUCGAAUCACAAAACAUCCUCAUAAACAUACGCAUAAGUUUUCGAAUCCUAGGAGGUCAAUGCUGCAAAUGCUGCCUUGAGGAGAGACUAUGCGGAAUUUGGUCGAUCGGGUCCACGGAAUGACUUCCGAAUGCAGCCUGCACUAGGCCCACGAUUCGUUAGUCGGUUUUGAUACCUGACUGAGUCCCUAAUACGGAAUAUAUCUACCUACCCUUCCCUUGUGUAACCUAACUCCAUCCAUCUGAACUCCAAAACUUGGCAUCCUCCCUUCUAUUCUAGGCAUUUAUAAGUCAUUUUGGGUGUACAAUCUUGCAAGAACCAGGCAUCUCCCCUUCAUUAAAUCCAUUGACACCCAAAAUGGUUCGAGUUUCGCUGUCGGGCACGAAUCCUCAGGGGGGUAAUGGCCAGGAGUUGACGUUGCCAACGCGACCGAAAGACGACAGUUCGGAUACUCUGAGCCUAGAAAUCCAUCCCCUUGAAUCUGCUGAUGGCUUGAUCGUCACGGUACAGCCGCCAAAGCAGCCUAGCGACCCCAAGAUGGACCACGUUCCCUGUGAUAUCGUCCUCGUCAUCGAUGUCUCCGGGAGCAUGGGUGAGAGCGCGCCAGUUCCAACUAAUCCUGGCGAGACUAAGGAAGAUAAUGGUCUCUCAGUCCUGGACCUGGUCAAACACGCCGCCCGCACUAUCUUGGAGACUCUAGGGGACGGAGAUAGACUUGGAAUAGUGACAUUCCACUCCGAGGCGCGCGUCCUACAAGAGCUGAUCCCCAUGGAUAAAAACAACAAAGAAGAGGCCAAGGAUAACAUCGAGCGCAUGGAGCCUGAAACUGUGACUAACCUGUGGCAUGGCAUUCUUGAAGGGAUCAAACUCUUCAAGGGCAGCGAGCCUAGCCGUAGAGUGCCUGCGAUGAUGGUCUUGACCGACGGCAGGCCCAAUUUCAUGUGUCCUCCGCAAGGUUAUAUCCCCAAGCUUAGGAACAUGGAACAGCUGCCGGCCACGAUUCACACUUUCGGGUUUGGAUACAAUCUUCGCUCUGGUCUUUUGAAAUCGAUCGCUGAAUUCGGCAACGGUGAUUACUCAUUCAUCCCUGAUGCUGGCAUGAUUGGCACUGUAUUUGUUCAUGCCGUGGCAAAUCUUCAGUCGACCUUUGCCAACCAUGCCACUCUGAGGCUGACAUACCCGAGCUACAUGGAACUGCAUGAGACCACGGGCGAGUCGGUCGUGACGCAAAAGCCAGUCCAGCUCGGCGAAGACGAAGGGUCCCGGAGGCAGCUGACCAUCUCUCUGGGGAACCUCCAGUACGGCCAAUCCCGCGACAUCUACCUGCGCUACGGAGAUGCCCCCGAGCUCAGGGGCGCCAUCAAGCUCGCUCUAGAAGGCGAGCCGCAGCCCGAGCCGCCCAUCGUCAAAGCGGUGCUGGAGUACAGCCCCUUCACCCCCACGCGCUCCGCCCUCGAGGCCUCCACGCGCCGCAGCAUCGCCGACUUCACCACCACCAUGACGCCCGCCUCGAUAGCCUACCACAAGUCCCGCUCCGCCAUCGUCUCCUUCAUCUCCUCCCUCUCCCCCCUCCGCGACGACGGCGAGCACGUCCCGGCCAACUCCCUCGGACCAAAGGAACACGACGACCUCGCGCGCCUGACAGCCGACCUCCCCGCCGCGCACCCGCCCGCGGCCUCGGACCCGCGCAACCGCUCCCUGGUGUCGGACCUCUGCGGCGACGCGCCGCGCGGCCAGGUGCGGCUGGCGUGCAAGCCGGAGUUCCUGCCGCGCUGGGGCGCGCACUACCUGCCCAGCCUGGCGGGCGCGCACGCACGGCAGGUGUGCAACUCGUUCAAGGACGCCGGCCCGCUCGCCUACGGCGCCGACAGCCCCCUGUUCGUCCGCUGCCGCGACCGCCUCGACGCUGCCUUCGACGGGCUGCCCGCCCCGAGGCCGAGCAACGUGCCGCGGGGGCCGCGCGGCGGCGCAAAGGUCAUCGACAUGAGCUGGUAUAACCGGUCUAGCAACCCGUGCUUUGCCGGCAGCUCGAGGGUGCUGCUCGCCGCCACUACCACCACCACCACCACCACCGACGAUACCCCCGGCGUCGGGGGCAGCGGAGGAAUCCCUACCAAAGGUCCGCCGGCGCCGGCGGCGGGCGACAGCGCAGGAGCCACCGCCCCGCGGCGUUCGACCAUCAGGAUCGGCCGCCUGCGACCCGGGAUGAGCGUGCAGACCCCCCUCGGCCCCCGGCGCGUCGCGGCUGUCCUGAGGACGCGCGUCCGCGGCGCGACCCUGUGCCUCGUCGGCGGGCUGCUGAUCACGCCCUGGCACCCGGUCUCGCUCGGCCACGGCGGGUGGGCGUUCCCGGCGCGCGUGGCGGGACGUAGGGCCGUCAGGUACACGGGGACGGUGUACUCGGUGCUGCUGGAGCGGGAUGCGGACGUCGGCGCCCAUGCUGUUAUGGUUGAUGGGGUCUGGGGGGUCACGCUUGGGCAUGGGCUGGUGGGUGGUGGUGGGGACGGGGACGGGGUGGAUGUGAGGGCGCACCGUUUUUUUGGGGACUAUGAGUUGGUGGCGAGGAGCCUGGCUGGUCUUAAGAGGGGGAGGAAUGGUGUAGUUGUUGGUGGCGGUGUCAAGAGAGAUCCGGUGACCGGGUUGGUGUGUGGGUUCAAACGUGCUCCUUUGCCGUCCCGGAGGACCCCGACACUGGCGAUGAGGAAGAUGGCAACCUAUGCUUGAGCAGCAUUGGACUGCUCGGGUCAUUUGGUAGUCUUGCGACUGUAUUUAGCAGUUAGGAAUGCCAUUUCUGGUCUAUCAAAGGGUUAAGAAGCAUAAGCUAGCUUCCACUAUUGACUUUCUCUUUCCUUCCUUCCUUCCCUACCCCGGGCUCCUGAGCCUCAGCAUCAUGCCCCCAUGAACUUCUUGCAGAUUUCCUCCUCCGUGAACCUUCGCGUAUGUCUCCGAAGAAGGGCAGCCCGCUCUUCCAGAGUCAUUGAG